This is a messenger RNA of Fusarium odoratissimum NRRL 54006, 509 nucleotides long. RefSeq lists its product as uncharacterized. Bases 105 to 509 code for a protein of 134 amino acids. The transcript has a single exon. The record is from RefSeq and is a predicted model, not a curated record. Lineage: Eukaryota; Fungi; Ascomycota; Sordariomycetes; Hypocreales; Nectriaceae.
CAGAAGCCAACAUCUUGCAGGCUUUCAAGAGCCGGCAAUUAAUGCUUCAUUCUCGCAGCCCAAAGCCAUAACCAUCUACGUUGGACGUGCCACAGACAGUCGCCAUGGGUAUGCCAUAUUCAAAACAAGUCCACGCGGCAUUUGAUCAAGUCACGCCGCUCGUCGCCGCUGGAUUCGAAGUCCUCCGCACGACCAAAAACAUCGCUGUCUUUCUUGCCUUCCUCCAAGUAUUCGUGGCCAUCAUAUUGACUCUGACGCUGUUGGCGAUCCUUGCAGUGAUAUACUCUGUCAAUCCAGACUUGGAGCAGGAACGUCGUGCGCUGGUCACGCCAUGCAUGCAGUGGCUAGCGAGCUGGGUGAUGGAGUAUGGAGCUUCAACGGCCUGGAUUCUGAAGGUCCUUCUAGUUCUCGGCACCGCUGGCCUGGGGAUAUUUCUCUGGCAAGGGUCUACUACCGAUGUUAUUCCGGAGGUUGAAGGCGAGGACGACACUCCUGAAGACAUUGAGUGA